CUCCAAUCUUAUGGGACAUGUUAACUUAUAUUACCCGAAAACUUUCGAUUGGGGUGUUGCAUAAGUUCAGCCAUUCGUCCGGCACAGUCCACUUAACUUCUCUCGGCGAAGUGAUGAGGCCAUAUGCCGGCUUCUAGUUAUUAGCUAUUGGCCUUUCACCACAAAGAAGUAUAGUGGCCAGCAUAUAACGCUGUUACAUGCCUUAAGCCUCCAUACGAGCUUGUCUUUCGACUCCGACUGCUCUUAAGAAUUAAGCCGCUCAAGGUAGCGCACCGACGCCACGGUUUAGGGCUUUUAAGCAUCAGAUAUCGGUGUUGGGAAGCAGCACUGCUGCUGCCGCCAAGCCGCCAAGCUCUCCGCCGACAAGGAGGCCACCUUGCAAGCACAGCAUCGUGAGCAGCCUACGCCAUGGCGACACGCUGUCAAUUUGAGAAUAGCAAUGAUGUCGGCGUGUUUGCUAAGCUGACCAAUGCCUAUUGCAUCUGCGCGCUGGGCGGGGCAGAAAACUUUUACAGUGUAUUUGAGGCCGAGCUUAGCGACCACGUCCCCGUCAUUAAAUCGUCUGUGGCUGGCACCCGGCUAGUCGGGCGGCUUACGGUGGGCAACCGCAAUGGCCUGCUCCUACCCAACACCACUUCCGACCAGGAGCUGACGCACAUACGAAACUGCCUUCCCGACGAAGUCGUCGUGCAACGCAUCGAUGAGCGCCUCUCCGCUCUCGGCAAUUGCAUUGCCUGCAAUGACUAUGUCGCACUCAUCCACCCCGACAUUGACCGCGAGACCGAGGAGAUUGUGGCCGACGUGCUCGGGGUCGAGGUCUUCCGCCAAACCGUUGCCGGUAACGUCCUUGUGGGCAGUUACUGUGCCUUCACGAACCAGGGCGGCCUGGUGCACCCCAAAACAAGCAUUGAGGACCUAGAUGAGCUGUCUAGUCUGCUGCAGAUUCCCCUAGUUGCCGGCACAGUAAACCGGGGCAGCGACGUCAUUGGCGCGGGCUUGGUGGCAAACGAUUGGGCGGCUUUCUGCGGCCUGGACACAACGUCUACGGAGCUGUCGGUGAUUGAGAGCGUGUUCAAGCUACGUGAUGCACAACCUAUGAACAUUGUUAACGACCUCCGCGCCAGCCUCAUCGACACCAUGGCAUGAGCUGCGUGCGGCGUGGCUCGUGGAGAGGGGUUGGGGGUUUGUCGGUUGGGUGCAAAAAGGCUGUUGGGGUAGUUUGCGUUUGCGAGACAGAUACAGCGUAAGGGCAGCAUAACGCGACAGGGGCCGUUUCCGUGCGCAUAACGUAAAGCAUGUCAGGCUCUGGCUUCUAACGCAGUCACUGAUACUGCCGGUGGUGUUCCGGUCUAGUCUGGGCAGCCACGUAUCGCUGCUGUUAAGAGCUAUUGGAGAGGUGCAUUGCCCGCAUGGCGCCCACCAGAGCUUUCGGUUUGUCGUGGUUAUGACGAGAUAUGGCGUGUGCAUCAAUCCGCGGGGUGCGCGUGCAUAUAGCGACAUUCUGCUGCUCGCGGGACAUUUUCAGCGGAGCCUUAUUGCUCUUGGGUCGGCAAUGGUGGGCGUGCCCAUCAGUGCGGCGAUAUUCCACUGUUUCCGGAGCUUUACUUCGAAGCUUUAUUGCACUUGGGGCUAGCAGCUGGGAGCUGUUCGUCGGCUCAUCAGGCCGG
Molecule: messenger RNA, 1667 nt
Organism: Volvox carteri f. nagariensis
Lineage: Eukaryota; Viridiplantae; Chlorophyta; Chlorophyceae; Chlamydomonadales; Volvocaceae
Gene: eif6A
Product: eukaryotic translation initiation factor 6
Exons: 1
Coding region: 409-1146 (245 amino acids)
Biological process (GO): maturation of LSU-rRNA; maturation of 5.8S rRNA; ribosomal subunit export from nucleus
Cellular component (GO): nucleolus; preribosome, large subunit precursor; cytosol
Molecular function (GO): ribosomal large subunit binding
Source: RefSeq, a predicted model, not a curated record